Stylophora pistillata is the source of this 1839-nucleotide messenger RNA. RefSeq lists its product as uncharacterized. The record is from RefSeq and is a predicted model, not a curated record. Lineage: Eukaryota; Metazoa; Cnidaria; Anthozoa; Scleractinia; Pocilloporidae.
AUGACUAACUCAAAGAGAAGUUCUUGGAAUGUUGCUGUCUGGCGUAGAGUUCUGGGCAUUGCCCUCUUAAGUUUUACGUCGAUAGAAGGUUGUCAGGAUAGCAACAUACAUUGUUCCUAUUGGGCAUUACUCGGUGAAUGCAAAAAGAAUCCAAAUUAUAUGUUGUACAAUUGCCGCAAGAGUUGUAACACUUGCAAAUCCCUUGGCAAUUUCGUCAAAUGGCCGUCGGGGAAAUACGGUCUACCUAUGGCUAAAUCUGGUUGUCCUAAGUCCGACGGUUUCUCUUGGAAAACCGGAUAUAUCUAUCAAGAUUUGGAAGAUGACAAAAGCCUUACUGCGAAUUCUCCAAGCUUUCACCUUAAUGCUUCAGUACUGAGUUUGGGAGAUGUUUCUCAAAGCUUCUGCUUUAAGACAAAUAGGACCGAUUCAGUUGAUAACAGUCGAUUCAGCUGGCCUUACGGUCAAUACUGUAUUUAUAAAAAAGGCUCUUCGUGUCCAGGGUCCCUAAAAGAAGGAAGGGUUUUGUGGGAUGAUGAAAACGGGCAAAAUGGAAUAAAUCUGAAUUUCAAAACUGGUACUGUCCCUGCUGGAACAUACAAUGCAGAUACUGAAAUAAAGUUUUGUUGUCAAGAUGUUGGAUCGUACAGCGAACCUAUCGAGCUGCCUAUAGACAAGCCUUUCUAUCUGAUAGCUUUUAACAGUAAGAACUGCCAAGAAGUUCUCAAAACAACACAUACGUUGGAGUAUAUACUGUAUGAUACAGAGAAUGAUCGCAAUCAUAACCAAGCGGUCUAUCCGUAUCCUUUUGGCUCAGAUGGUGGAGAUCCUUACAUUUAUUACUGCUACUACCAAGCGUGUAGAUGGACCUUGAAAGCAUUGAAUGGUUCCUUCUCCAGUCCGAACUAUCCAUCUCCAUAUAAGGAAAAGGCCUUAUGUGAGUGGCAUAUUACUGUCCCGUGGAACUACAUCAUUUCAUUGACAUUUGUCGACUUUCGUCUGGAAACGAGUGACAUGUGUCUCUAUCAAAGCUGUGAUUGUGACUUUGUGGAGGUACACGACAACUUUCCAAAUGGAACGUCCGAACUUACAGGGAAAUACUGCAUGGGUGUGGCGUAUCCACCUAGUGAUAUCCGAUCAAAAACCAACAACGUAACAGUUACAUUUAGCUCAGAUGGUACUAUUCAAGAUGUGGGAUUCAAGGCUGAAUAUAGUGCUGUCCAGCUUACAGCACCAACAAGUUUGAGGAGCACAACGGAUACCAAGCAGAAGACGACACCAACGGACUACACUUCUGUCGAUCCGCCCACGGUUCCGAUUACUGGAGCAACUUCCAGAGGCACAACAAAUGGAAAUGAUAAAUCUACCACUGCUGGCAAUACGGCACCAACUACUAGCCUUGGCAGCAGCAGCAGCAGCAGCAGCAGCAAUAUUACAACUGGUACAACAACUAGACCAGUAAAGGAAUCUUCUACAGAACGAACAACGACACACUCGAAUGGCCAUCCAACUUCGCAAAAAGCCUCCUCACUUACUAUGAAUCCAAACGGUACAUUUACUCCUCCAUUCACAAACGUACCCGCGACAACAAUGCUAAUCACAUCUGAGAUGCCACCUAGAACAAGGCCGCGUAAAACCGUCCAAAGUAGUUCAACCUCAGGGGUAACGACUGGAGAACUCUUUCCACCAACCGAACCAAGGAGUAAGGGGGGACCGGAUACCUCCUCAAGAGCAUCGCGAGGGAAUAUUUUCAUCAUUACUGCUUUGAUAGCUUCUUUGGUUGUUUUAGCUGUGAUCGCAACAGUAGCAAUUGUUUGUCUCUGUAGAAAAUGGUAUGGAUAA